UGCCUGGGCGGAGGGAUGCAGUUUGUCGGAGGCGGCCAGACCCGCAUCUCCACCGUCGGACCCUUCCGGGGCCGCGCGCCCAGCGUGUACGGGGGCGCGGGGGGUUACGGGACCCGCAUCUCCCAGUCCCAAAGCGCCUUCUCCUACGGCUCCGGGACUCUGGUCCCGUACAGCGAGAGCGCAGUGCACAGCAACGAGAAGCUGACCAUGCAGAACCUCAACGACCGCCUGGCCUCAUACCUGGAGAAGGUGCACUCCCUGGACGCAGCCAACAGGAAGCUGGAGCUGCAGAUCAGAGAGUUCUACGAGAACAAAACCGUUGCCGUCGCCAAAGACUUCACCGGCUACCUCGCCAUCAUGGCUGAUCUCCAAGCUAAGAUCGUAAGGAGAUGCUCAGAGAAUCAGAGUGUCAUCCUGCAGAUUGACAAUGCUCAUCUGGCUGCUGAGGACUUCAAAAUGAAAUAUCAGACGGAGCUGAACAUGCGUUCGAUGGUGGAGUCCGAUGUGUUUCGUCUCCGAGGGGUUCGGGACAGCCUGACUCUUUCCAUCAGUGAGCUGGAGAUGCAGAUAGAGGGUCUGAGGGAGGAGUUGGCGUACAUCAAGAGCAACCAUGCGGAGGAGGUGCGUCUGCUGAGGAUCCAGGAGAUUGGCAAUGUGAACAUCACCAUGGACGCCACAGACUCUGUUGAUCUGAAAAAAGUCCUGCAGGAAACGAGGGAGCAGUAUGAAGCUCUGGUUAUAAAGAACAAGCUGGAGCUCGAGAAAUGGUUUCAAUCGAAGGUGGAGAUUUUCGAGAAGGACAUCCAUAUUUACACGACAGAGGUGAACACAUUUACCACGCAGCUGUCAGAGCUGAAGAGGACCUACCAGGGUUUGGAGAUAACUCGGGAAAGCAUCUUCACGGAGAUUCAGUGCCUGCAGGAGAAUUUGAAGGAAGUGAACAGUCGAUACGGUGCUCACCUCAGCCAGCUGCAGGUGACCAUUAACAUGCUGGAGGUAGAGCUGCAGCAGCUGAGGAUGUCCAUCGAGCAGCAGCAAUCUGAGUACAAGCUGCUGCUGGACAUCAAGAUGAGGCUGGAAAUGGAGAUCGCAGAGUACAGGAGGCUGUUGGAGGGAGACCUGUAUGAGAAAAAGGCUGUGAUCAUCAGCAAGGUGGUGGAACAGGUGGAGGAGCAUAAACCCCACAUCGAGAGGCGAGUGAAGACCAUCGUGGAGGAGAUUGUUGAUGGAAAGGUGGUGUCCUCCAAGGUUGACACCCAAGUGGAGGACAUUCAGUGA
Molecule: messenger RNA, 1278 nt
Organism: Xiphias gladius (swordfish)
Lineage: Eukaryota; Metazoa; Chordata; Actinopteri; Istiophoriformes; Xiphiidae
Product: keratin, type I cytoskeletal 50 kDa-like
Exons: 9
Coding region: 16-1278 (420 amino acids)
Molecular function (GO): structural molecule activity
Source: RefSeq, a predicted model, not a curated record